GCCAACAAGCAUUCCAUUUCUCCUCUUCCCACUUUCCACUCCGAUUCUCUUCUCCACUUUCUGUUUGUUUCCCGAGAAAAAGAAAAAAAAAAAAAUAACCCAUCAGAAAAUUCAACAAACCCAUUUCAGAGAAAGGGAAAAAAAAAACAAAACCAAUGGCCUUCGAGAAAGAUCUCAACUUGGAAGCCACCGAGCUCCGAUUGGGUCUGCCCGGAACUUCGCCGGACGAUCAAUCUUCUCCGAUCAACCGAGCCAACUCCAACAAAAGAGCUUUGCCGUCCGACGACCAGAACCUGCCGGAAUCCCGCCGGGAAAUUAACUCCGAUCCCACCAAAUGCAACCAAGAAAAUCCCCCGCCCACCAAGGCACAAGUUGUGGGGUGGCCGCCGGUGAGAUCGUUUCGAAAGAAUUGUUUCCAAGCAAAGAAGAAAGACGAGGCGGCGGCAGCGGCGACCGGGAUGUUCAUAAAAGUGAGCAUGGAUGGAGCUCCUUUUCUAAGGAAAGUUGAUCUUAAGAUCUAUCAAGGAUAUCCGGACCUUCUUCAAGCUUUGGAGAACAUGUUCAAGUUUUCUCUUGGCAAGUUUUGUGAGAGAGAAGGGUAUAAUGGGUCGGAAUUUGUUCCGACUUAUGAAGAUAAAGAUGGCGAUUGGAUGCUCGUUGGCGAUGUUCCAUGGGAAAUGUUCAUGAGCUCAUGCAAGAAGCUUAGGAUCAUGAAAGGAUCAGAAGCCAAAGGUUUGGGCUGUGGAUCAGUGUGAAGAAAGAAAAAAAAAGGAAGAGAAAAAAGGGAUUAGAGGGCGCCCCAAAAUAUUGCUCUCUUUUUUAUGAUCAUCGGAAAAGUUGUGAAAGUUCAUCGCAGCCGCCGUGUAUUUGCCGGCGGAGUGCACCGCUGCCGGCCGCCUCUCCGAUGAUCCGACCAAAUUUGAUCUCAUGUAAAUUUUUAUGAAAAAUCAGAUCUUGAUUUUCUUAGAGAGAGAGAAGAGGGGCUGAUGAUCAAGAGUCGAGACCCAAAAUAAAUAAGGGAAUUAAGGGUUUUUUUUUUUGGUGAUUAUUCAUAUUUAUUCUUGUGGGGGAUAAUGUAAUUGAUCGAGAUGGGUUGAAAAUUAUGUUAAUUACCCAAAGAGUUUGUACAUGUAAUUGGAUGUGAUAUAAUCAUCAAUUCCAAGAGAAGGAUCUCCUUUUUUUA
This is a messenger RNA of Benincasa hispida (wax gourd), 1183 nucleotides long. RefSeq names its product auxin-induced protein 22D-like. Gene Ontology annotation, biological process: regulation of DNA-templated transcription. Lineage: Eukaryota; Viridiplantae; Streptophyta; Magnoliopsida; Cucurbitales; Cucurbitaceae. The record is from RefSeq and is a predicted model, not a curated record. Gene Ontology annotation, cellular component: nucleus.